Fomitiporia mediterranea MF3/22 is the source of this 2470-nucleotide messenger RNA. Its product is annotated as patatin-domain-containing protein. Lineage: Eukaryota; Fungi; Basidiomycota; Agaricomycetes; Hymenochaetales; Hymenochaetaceae. The record is from RefSeq and is a predicted model, not a curated record. Gene Ontology annotation, biological process: lipid metabolic process. Gene Ontology annotation, molecular function: triacylglycerol lipase activity. The coding region runs from base 266 to 2470 and encodes 734 amino acids. The transcript is spliced from 14 exons.
CUCACCCAGCACGCUCUCUUUAGCUGGCAGUACACAGCACAACUCUGCACUGAACUCUCCACAUUCGUCAUACUUCUCACAGGGUCCAAGAACCCCACGCAUACGCAAGGUCUCUGCUUUAUCCGAUUUUGCACCUGUAAAUCUACGCGUAAAGAAACGGAGGAAGGGUGUUAAGUACCAUGAUAGACGUCAAGAGUGGUUAUUUGUCCUCGUUCGAUGGCCGUUGUUGAUACUUAUUUUCUUGUUUAUAUUCUUCGAAUUUGGGAUGUACGUGGCAGUACGACAGUGUGUGAACGCGAAGGAAUGGUUCACAGCAUGGCGAGGCCGCAAAGGGCAACUUCGCAAAAAGCUGCGUGCCGCAACGUCAUACGAAGAAUGGAAGCGGGCUGCAUUAGAAUUAGAUGCUUACUUGGGAUUUGACGACUGGAAGCGAAUUGAUGAGGAUCCGUUUUAUGACUGGCGGCUUGUUCGGAAAGUGUUGAAGUCCUUGAGAACUUUGAGGAGGAGUAAAGAUGUGCGGGGCGUGCUUGGCGUGUUGGAGACGUGCCUGCGAACGAACUUUGCCGGUGUGGAAAGUGCAAGGCUUUAUAGCGAGACGUUCUAUGCAUCAAAAGAUUUGGUUGAAGCCUACAUAACCGAAGUUGAGAAUGCUCUGGUCUAUAUCCGGGAGUCCAACGUCCUGUCGAACGAGGAGAAGCGACGCUUUUUCAAGACCGCUAACAUGAAUCUUGGCAUCUCUGCUCUAUGCCUCUCUGGCGGUGCCACUUUCGGAUAUUAUCACUUCGGAGUCAUCAAAGCAUUCGUAGAAGCCGACCUUCUUCCACGAGUAAUUACUGGCACGUCAGCAGGAGGCUUGGUUGCAGCACUAGCUGCGACCCGAACAGAUGCCGAGUUAAAAGCUUUGCUCGUACCAGAACUAGCAGAUAAGAUCACAGCUUGUGAAGAGCCGUUCAGGGAUUGGUUUAAACGGUUCCAAAGAACAGGCGCGAGGUUCGAUAAUGUUGAUUGGGCUCGAAAGGCUUGUUUCUUCACAAGAGGCUCACUCACAUUCCGUGAGGCUUAUCAGAAAACGGGACGUAUCUUGAAUAUCUCCGUCAUACCCGCCGAUCGUCACAGCCCGACGAAACUUCUGAACUACCUCACCGCGCCUGACACGGUAAUAUGGAGCGCACUCAUCGCCUCUGCUGCGGUCCCCGGAAUCCUCAACCCUGUCGUGCUAAUGCAGAAGACGAGAGACGGUAAUCUGAUUCCUUGGAACUGGGGCUCGAAGUUCAAAGAUGGCUCGUUGAGGGUCGACAUCCCGCUCCAAUCUUUAAACCAUUAUUUCAACGUCACCCAUCCCGUUGUGUCGCAAGUAAACCCACAUGUUCACCUGUUCUUCUUCGCGCCUAGAGGUUCCGCAGGGAAGCCUGUUGCUCACAGGAAAGGGAAAGGAUGGCGGGGGAACUUCUUGCUUUCGGCUGCCGAGCAGUGGCUUAAGCUCGAGCUUACGAAGAACUUCAAGGUCAUUCGAGAUCUAGACUUACUUCCGCAGCUUCUAGGUCAGGAUUGGUCAAGUGUUUUCUUGCAGAGGUUUGAUGGUACUGUAACGAUCUGGCCAAAAACUCGUUUCCGGGACUGGAUAAACAUCCUGAGUGAUCCUUCCAGAGCUGAACUGGAGAGGAUGAUGAAGGUUGGCGAGGCUGUGACAUGGCCAAAGCUACACAUGAUCGAGAACCGCCUACGUCUUGAGCGCGAAAUUCUUCGAGGCCGCCGAGCCGUACGUAAGACAACAUUCCCUCGUGGGCCGAUGCCCGUUACAGAUGUCGACACCGGGAACGCGCCAGACAUAAGCAUGGGGCACGUUACGUCUCCAACGAAAGACCAUGGUGAAGUUCCUUGGCCAAUGGAUACCGACACCGAUAUGCCAUUUAGAUAUGAUAGCAAGGAUGGGAAGUUACGUAUCUGGCCGAGGAUGAAAGACCAACACGCUUCGGGGAGCUCUACGCCUAUUGAGUUGAAGGAUAGUCCCGAUCCGUUGCGUUCUCCUGCUCGUCGGAGGCGCUGGACGUCCCAGUUAUUUGAGAGCGGGGAACAAGGUCCUGGUGCAGUGAAGGUAAAAGAUGAUUACGGACUUGCUACGCCUGAUCCGUCGGAAGAAAAUGUAGCUGCUGCAGGUGCAGCUUCACCACCAGCUCCGCAGCAACAGCAACAAGGAUUCAUGCGUUUCGGUCACCUCCCCUCUGGAGUCUUACGUUCUCUACGAGACCGGUCAUUCGCUCGACUAUCAGUUCCAUUCAAGUCGCAACAGCAUAAAGGCAAGGAUAACGCUGAGGACCAGCAAGCGCAACAACAACAACAGCAAGAGGUGGACACAGCGUGGAGUAGUGAUAGUUCAGAGCUCGAUGACGAGCUUGACCUGCCUGAAGGUGAUUUCCGCGAUGAUGACGAGUUUCAGGGACCUGUAAUGUCUUCUAGUCGGGAAUUGUGA